AUGUACAGAAAUCUGAUUCAGCAAUCGUAUACACCGCACGAGCUGCGCACUCCUGCUCAGCCGAACGCUGCCUCGGGCGGUAUGAAUCACUACACAACAAAGCCCAUACCUUCCGUAUCCACACCUCUGGAAGUGUACUGCGCUCCAUCAUCCACUUACGUACCCUAUCAAGUCACAAGUCCACAAGACACUACCGGGUCUACACAACAUCAUUCACCCGGUUACACCAUCGUCGAUAAAACACCAAUGGGUGAUGUCAAUGUAUACAUGCAAUCGCCGAACAACGGAAGCCAACAACUUGAAGCUAUUGCUGUCCGUACAACUACAACGACCAGAAAAACCACAAUACUCAGUCCAAUACCGAAAAGACCUUAUACGGUAGUGUAA
Messenger RNA from Cylicostephanus goldi, 387 nucleotides. NCBI's taxonomy places the organism in Eukaryota, Metazoa, Nematoda, Chromadorea, Rhabditida, Strongylidae. The record is from the annotation of a GenBank genome assembly.